Molecule: messenger RNA, 1794 nt
Organism: Hibiscus syriacus
Lineage: Eukaryota; Viridiplantae; Streptophyta; Magnoliopsida; Malvales; Malvaceae
Product: serine/threonine-protein kinase-like protein At3g51990
Exons: 1
Coding region: 179-1567 (462 amino acids)
Biological process (GO): protein phosphorylation
Cellular component (GO): plasma membrane
Molecular function (GO): ATP binding; protein kinase activity
Source: RefSeq, a predicted model, not a curated record
UCUCCGAUAUAGUUUUUUUUUUAAAAGAAUUUUUUCCUCUUCGAUCUUUGGCGCAUUGGCAGUCAUGGAUUGAAAUGAAAAAUUUCUUGACUCUUUGAUUCAUAUCUCCCUGUGUACACUGUCAAAAUUUCCAUUUCACAAACAAGACCUUGAAAGAAAAACACUUGAUUUUUUCUUGAUGGGUUACCUUUCUUGCAAAGCAGACUCAGCAGUGUCUAUAAUCUCCACCGCCACCACAACCGCCCAUCAUUCAUCUUCCAAGGCUGUUUCCGACAAGCUGGAAAACCCCAUCAGGAUCCAACAGUUUGAUUACUCUGACCUUGAAGCGGCCACCAAUGGGUUCUCCGACCAAAGGCUUCUAGGCAAAGGUAGCCACGGCUCCGUCUACAAGGCUAUUCUCAAGGGUCGCCACGUUGCCAUUAAGAAACCAUCUUCGAGAAACCAAGAAACCAACCCGGAAGCCGAUAACGAGAUCGAAAUCUUGUCGAAGAUUCAAAGUCCCGGCUUGGUGAAUCUUCUUGGCUUUAGUAAUGACGCUAAAGAUCGUUUAUUGGUUGUUGAAUUUAUGAGUAAUGGCACGUUAUAUGAUGUUCUUCACUCUAACUCUUCUUCAAGGCCUUUGAAUUGGGGUCGAAGAAUUCGAUUGGCCUUACAAGUUGCCAAAGCCUUGGAGACACUUCACUCACAAAACCCCCCAAUUAUCCAUAGAGAUGUUAAGUCUGCAAAUGUGUUAAUCGAUGGGAAUUUCAAUGCAAGAUUGGGUGAUUUUGGAUUGGCACUUAGUUGUGGCGUUGAUGAUUUUAGGCUUAGAUCAACCCCUCCAGCCGGAACCAUGGGGUAUCUUGAUCCAUGUUAUGUGACCCCAGAUAAUCUGAGUACAAAAACGGAUGUUUUUAGUUUUGGGAUCUUGCUGUUAGAGAUUAUUAGUGGUAGAAAAGCUAUUGAUGUUGCACAUUCACCUCCUUCUAUUGUGGAUUGGGCAAUUCCUCUUGUAAAGAAAGGGAAGAUUGUUGCGGUUUACGACCCGAGGAUCACCCCUCCUGCGGAUCCUAUUAUUAGGAAGCAGUUGGCUGUCAUAGCAGCUAAAUGUGUAAGGUCAUGUAGGGAGCGUCGGCCUGCUAUGAAGGAGGUGGUCAGCUGGUUAACCGGUUUGAGCAAAUUGGUUCCUUUACAUCUAUGGAAUGGUUUUAACAAUCCAUGUAUGAUGGUGGAAACAAUGGGGCGUCCUGUUGAGUUUAGAAACGCUGAGGAUGGCAAAUUUGGUAGGCAAGCUGUGAGGGACUCACCGAGAGUCUAUUCCGAUUUGGGCUUCAGUAGCAACCUGAUGGAACUAAUGGGCACGAGCAUGAAUGGUACUGAGAGAGAGAGUGAACCUAACAAAGUUGAAAAGCCAGGAGUUGGAUCAAGAUCAGGGAGCAGAGUUUCGAGUCAUAGGUUUCGUAGAAAACGAUAUGUUGAAGAGAAGAAUGUUGGUUUUGGCUUGAGGAGGAAUCAAUCAGCCGGAGAAACUUCUCAACUCUUUUCAGGCAAAGAUGAUACAUUUUCUCUGUUCUCGGGCUGCACGUGACAUUCCGUUUGUGCCAUAAACUUUGAAAUGGUUCUCAAUGGAGCAAUUUGAGGCUUCCAAGUUUCACUUGCAUCAUGUGUAUUUCAUAGGUUCUUUGAAUUGUUGAUGUGGUGUUCAUUUUCACAUGUAGAUCAGGACCUUGCUAAUGUCCAUUUCAUAGGCUGUUAGUCUUAUCUUUGCUGCAAAGCAGACAUAUGUUGGAAAUGCUGCAUGAGUUGAUUCAAAAC